CCUAGUUUAUAAGGCACUUUGCCAAAUGCCCUCACAUGUAUUACCUCAUUUAAUCCUCCAGGAAACCUAUCUUCAGAUACCCCAGGGUGCACCCCCCCCCCGACUCUCCCAAUAUUCCUAUUUUUCCAGGUAAAGAAACAGAGAUGCAAAGACCUGCGAUGACUAGCUAAGGUUAUAGAACAUGACUAGCGGCAGAGCUGGGGAAUGAACCCAUGUUCUCCAGCAAAAACUGGUGCAUGUUUUUUGUUCUCCAAGAAAAACCAGUGUAUGUUUUCCACUCUAACAGGAGAGAAAAGCAAGGAGCAGUGACUGCCACCAUGGAAAUCUCCCUUCGUGGCAUCUCCCUAGGCCUGGUCUGCUGUGAGGAAGAGCUGCAGGUCCCUCCUCAGGAACGUAGGAAAACCACUGAGGGCCUUCCUGGGCUGGGACAGUGGCAGAGGAGUGGAGACAGCUCUCUGGCUUCUGUGCCCAGCCCCCACCUAAGCUCUCUAGGGAGGCAGGAAGGAGACUGCUCUCAGAGCCUAGGGAGCUGGCUGUGAGGCCUGCGCAGGGGCCCUGAGGCUCCCCAGGAUUGUUCACCUGCUGCUCUGUGCACUGCCAGCCUCAGCCCAGCUGCUGGGGUUGCAUCACCUGCAGCUAAAACAGCCCUGGCGGCCAAAAGGCAACAGAGGGACUCUGAGACACAGAGACUCAGGGAGCCAGGGAGCCUCCCACAUUUCCCAAUCGCCUUUUGGGAGCGUGGUGCUUCUGUCCCCAGGGAACAAUUUUUUCAUUUUUCUCUUCUGACUCUGCUGAUCAUUUCCCACCCCCCCAAUACCUGUGCCCUUCCUUCCCCAUGGAUAUGAACAGACCCCUCGCCUUCCCCACCCAGGCUGGCUGAUCUAAUUAGGCAGUAGUCAAGUGAAUUUCUGGGUUGGGACCCCCUCUGGGGUGCAGGCUGGGGUGCCCUGCUGGUAUCAGCCCCGAAAUCAGCGUGGAGCCUGUCUGACCUGCCCCCCCCAGGGAGCUGGAGCCAGAGGCAGAGCCAGGCCACACAGGAGCUGGUGCCCACACAGGGACGCCACCAGGCUGAGAUGACACACCUUGCCUCACUCCUAGCGCCUCUGGGCACCCAUGUACCCGCAAGAACACACACUCACAGCUCAGAGAUUGCACCCACUGACCUCAAGAGCCCAGCCGGAAACUCCAAGGGUGAAGGGCAGGCAGCAGCCCAUUGCACCAUGUCUGUGACCAGUGGGAAGACUGGACCAUCCCUGACCCAGGAGAUCCUCAGCCACCUGGGCCUUGCCAGCAAGACUGCAGCUUGGGGAACCCUGGGCACCCUCAGGACAUUCUUGAGUUUCAGUGCAGACAAGGACGUGCAGAGGCUGCUGAGGGCCAUUGCAGGCCAAGGCGUGGACAGCAGUGCCAUUGUGGACGUGCUGACCAAUCGGAGCAGACAGCAAAGGCAGCUCAUCUCUCGAGGCUUCCAGGAGCGCACCCAACAGGACCUGCUGCAGUCCCUGCAGGCAGCCCUCUCCGGCUCCCUCGAGAGGAUUGUGGUGGCUCUGCUGCAGCCUGCAGCCCGUUUCGAUGCCCAGCAAUUGAGGACAGCCUUGAAGGACUCAAGUUCUGCUGAGGAUGUGGCCAUGGAAAUUCUUGCCACCCGAACCCCACCCCAGCUGCAAGAGUGCCUGGCGUUCUACAAACACGAUUUCCAGAUGGAGGCCGAGGAGGACAUCAAAUCUAAAACCAGUGGCAUCUUGCAGGACCUGCUCCUGGCCCUGGCCAAGGGGCGCCGUGAGAGCUACUGUGGAAUCAUUGACUAUAACCUGGCAGAACAGGAUGUCCAGGCAUUAAAGCGGGCUGAAGGACCCAGCACAAAGGGGACGUGGGUCCUCGUCUUCACCCAGAGAAAUCCUGAGCACCUCGUCCGAGUGUUCCAUCAGUACCAGCGGGACACGGGGCACGAGCUGGAGAAGACUGUCCGGCAUCGUUUCCACAGGGAUGCGCAGGGGCCUCUGCUCAGCCUAGCCUCAGUGAUCAGGAACACACCGCUGUACUUUGCUGAUAAACUUCACCGAGCCCUCCAGGAAACUGAGCCCAAUUACCAAGUCCUGAUGCGUAUCCUUGUCUCUCGAAGUGAGACUGACCUUCUAAGCAUCCGAGCUGAGUUCAAAAAGAAAUUUGGGAAGUCCCUCUACUCUUCCCUCCAGGAUGCAGUGAAAGGGGACUGCCGGUCAGCCCUACUAGCCCUAUGCAGGGCUGAAGACAUUUGAGGCCUCCCUGCCCCCUAUCGCCACAUGACAUUCAAGGAUCUGAGCUUCCCGUGUUUGGCUGAGCCUGCAGGAGACCAGCUGGGCCUCCAAAUAGGAUAACCCCUCACUGAGCACCACAUGCUCCAGCUUCUUGUUGAGGCUGGAACUCAAAGUUUCUUUUCAAUCCCUUAAUUUCCCUCAUCUCAAAGUGAUGUCUGCACCUGGUCCCCUAGCUGUCUUGGGUGUGGAGUAAUGGGAUCUCUUUGGUGUCUCUGCCCUAGUCAUCCUUCCCGUAACCUGGCCAGAACAUCUCACUGAUACUUGAAUUCUUUUGGCAAACUU
This is a messenger RNA of Equus quagga, 2579 nucleotides long. RefSeq names its product annexin A9 (gene ANXA9). The transcript has 15 exons. Gene Ontology annotation, cellular component: cytoplasm. Bases 1074 to 2258 code for a protein of 394 amino acids. Lineage: Eukaryota; Metazoa; Chordata; Mammalia; Perissodactyla; Equidae. The record is from RefSeq and is a predicted model, not a curated record. Gene Ontology annotation, molecular function: calcium-dependent phospholipid binding; calcium ion binding.